UACUAGAUUGUAUUAUAAAAUAUAAAAAAUGGAAAUGCUGGAAGCUGCUUCUUUACUAUCACGUCCAGCGGAGGAGUUUGGCAAUGAUUCGUUGGUGGAAGAAAUGUGGGCCGUAAAGGCAAUGGAGCACGCAGAAGUACAUUUUAAUUUACUCGUCAGUGUACAUCCUUCGUGCAUACGGCUCACACCAUUUGAUGAUCAAAUUUAUCAAACAUUUCGACAAGAUUUUCCCGAUCUUAAAAUUGAUGUAUUAACAGAUGAUAUUCUUAAGUCGACUGAUGCAAAAAAUCGCUGGAGGCAAUUCUCACAAAAAUUCAGUAAAUUAGAAGAUUAUUCAUAUGGUACACUACUACGUGCAGAUGCAAAAGAUCGGUUUUGUCCAGAAAAUGCAUUAUUAGUUGUGCGCAUACAGUUCUUAGCCAUUGAAAUAGCACGAAAUCGUGAAGGACUGAAUGAUGUAGCGCACAAUACAUUUAAGCCAUCACCACGCGAUUCCAACGAAUCAUAACUGACUUUUAACUAAAACAUAGACAUUUGUACUCGGUUAAUAUCGAAAUUUUAUAUUAAGCUUAGACAUUUUUUACGAUAGCAAUAUAAAAAUCUUUUUUCAUAGAAAUUA
This is a messenger RNA of Teleopsis dalmanni, 619 nucleotides long. RefSeq names its product protein PBDC1. The record is from RefSeq and is a predicted model, not a curated record. Lineage: Eukaryota; Metazoa; Arthropoda; Insecta; Diptera; Diopsidae. Bases 29 to 508 code for a protein of 159 amino acids. The transcript is spliced from 3 exons. Gene Ontology annotation, cellular component: cytoplasm.